CGGUGCGCAAUGCUAUCUCAUGCCGACCUCCUGGAUGCUCGCCUCGGGAUGAAGGAUGCCGCGGCGGAGCUCCUGGGCCACAGGGAGGCUUUGAAGUGCAGGCUCGGCGGAGGGGGACCUGACCCGGGACACUCCGGGGAGCUCGGCCCCGGCCCGGACGGCGUGGAAGGGGCCACGAUGCUCCCGGGUGACGAUAUCAGCAGCGGCGGUGGAUCCAACCCGGUGCAGGUGAACAGCAAAGAGCAAGAGAAGCAGCAGCAGCAACAACAGCAGCAGCAGCAGAACAACAACAACUCCAACCAGUCUGCGAGCCAGCAGUCCCAGAAACAGAAGCGGCACCGGACCCGUUUCACUCCGGCGCAGCUCAACGAGCUGGAGAGGAGCUUCGCCAAAACGCACUACCCAGAUAUCUUCAUGCGGGAGGAGCUGGCUCUGAGGAUCGGCCUGACGGAGUCCAGAGUGCAGGUCUGGUUUCAGAACCGACGCGCUAAGUGGAAGAAGCGCAAGAAGACCACCAAUGUGUUCCGGGCUCCGGGGACGCUCCUGCCGACGCACCACGGCCUGCCUCAGUUCCCGUCAGCCGCGGCGGCAGCAGCGGCCAUGGGCGACAGCCUCUGCUCCUUCCACGCUAACGACACCCGCUGGGCCACGGCAGGGAUGCCCGGCGUGUCCCAGCUGCAGCUACCGCCGGCUCUGGGCCGCCAGCAGGCCAUGGCGCAGUCACUGUCUCAGUGCAGCCUCGGCGCCGGGCCGCCGCCCAACUCCAUGGGUCUAUCCAACAUGUCGUCGAACGGCUCCGGGCUUCAGUCGCACCUUUACCAACCCACUUUCCCCGGGAUGGUACCCGCAUCCCUGUCCGGCCCGACCAACGUGACCGGCUCGCCUCAGCUGUGUAGUUCCCCGGACAGUGACGUCUGGAGAGGGACAAGCAUCGCGUCUCUGCGCCGCAAAGCGCUGGAGCACACAGUAUCCAUGAGUUUCACCUAGUGACGAGGUUCCACCGCCAAGAGCUUUUCUUUCUCUCAUACAGAGAUCUUCUGCAUUUAGUUCCUAUUCAUCCAAUGCACCGGGAAAAAUACAACCAGGAAUUCUUGUUCACAUCACAAAUCGCAGAACACACCUGGCGUCUUUUUCUCCCGUUAACGACCAAUCACAAACAAGAGGGAAAACUGAAGCUAUUUAUCAGGCCUGCAGGCCGUUAUCAAGCAUAGGGCUGGUUCUGUUUUAAGCUAUAAUUUAUUAUUUCGCAUGUAGCCAUAUGGCAGUUAUUUAUUUGUCUAUUUAAAUUAACUUAUUCAUUUGUUCAGUAUUUAUUUCCUUGACACACGCAGCCCUCGCCUUGCAGGGCUUUCAGUGACAUUUGCUUGGUGACUGACGGUUUUAUUUUUGAGGACAAAUUCUGUGGAUACUUUGAGAUACAAAAACUAGGUUACAGAUCCCUUUUUUUCCACUGGCUGCACAGCAGGCAGCUCUGAAGGGGCCAAAGGGAUGCACAGUGGACAUGCAGAAAACAAGGAACCUGGAGGUUUUAAAAGAAUGAGAAUAUGAAAGUUUCACCAUGAGGACAGAGAAGGAAACUGGUUUGAAAGGAAUCAGGACAACAUGGAAAAUGACUUGACUGCAUGUGCUGUCCAAGGCAAAAAAAAAAAAAAAAAAAUUAAAUAAAUAAAUAAGGGAAACAGUAUAAAUUAAGACAUGGAAACUGACUUAACUAUAAUCUGUUAUAUAGGAUGUUUUGUGUAGCAGAAGCACUCUUGUUCCCAUUUGGUCAGUUUGUGAUAACUUAUGUUUCCAAAUUAUGUCUGUGCUUAUGAUCAAAUAUGACUUUUCUUAAAUGUUUGAACCGUUUUUGUUUCAUGGACAUGUUUAUAUCAAUUAAAUGUAAAUGAUCAAAUAAAAAUCAUUUUCAAUUAUGUCACAUCAUGAAUCAAACCUCCUUUCUUGAAGCAGAUGAAGGGCUCAUGUUAAAAAAAAAAAUUAGAUUUAGAAGCACUAGAAACACUUGAUCCUUCAAUGGACAGCGUCAAGAUGUAAGAUUUAAAAAAUAUAUAUAUUAUAAGCAGCUUUAAUCGACUCCAACACGACCUUAAUGUCCCGACUCCACAGUGUCACUCGAUUUAAACCUCUAAUCCAAACAUAAUAUAUCAGGUAACCUUCAAAUUUUUAUCUGUGGUGGAUUUAAAUUGCAGGUUUCGCCUCCUACUUUUCUAAAUCAUGUGUCAGAUGUGUGAUCUCAACUAUAAGUCCACAGCGAAAUGGUGAAAAGCAAUUUUAAGGCUUUAAACAGCAACACAGAUCAAACAAGUAAAGCGAGGAUAAAGCAGUCAAAUGUAAAUGUUCUUUAACAACAUAACUUCAGUCUAGAACAUGUAGAUAUCUAAG
Molecule: messenger RNA, 2382 nt
Organism: Thunnus maccoyii (southern bluefin tuna)
Lineage: Eukaryota; Metazoa; Chordata; Actinopteri; Scombriformes; Scombridae
Gene: otpa
Product: orthopedia homeobox a
Exons: 3
Coding region: 10-987 (325 amino acids)
Biological process (GO): neuron differentiation; regulation of DNA-templated transcription
Molecular function (GO): DNA-binding transcription factor activity, RNA polymerase II-specific; DNA binding
Source: RefSeq, a predicted model, not a curated record